UCGAUAACGAUAACCGGCGGCCAGUAACCUGAACAAUCAGAACAGCUGUGGCGCUGAAAACACAUUUUUCUAAAAGAAUUUUUAGGCGCACGGCGCUUUGAUAAAGCUCAAAUAACAUUUCGAACACCAUGACCAGGAACAGCAUCGAAUUGGGCGAUGUGACGCCACACAACAUCAAGCAGCUUAAGAAGCUCAAUACGGUGGUCUUUCCGGUUUCCUACAACGACAAGUUUUACGUGGAUGUCCUGGAGGCCGGUGAACUGGCCAAAUUGGCCUACUACAACGACAUUGUGGUUGGCGCCGUGUGUUGUCGCAUCGACACCACUGAAAACCAACGGAGGUUGUACAUAAUGACUCUGGGAUGUCUUUCCCCGUAUCGUCGAUUGGGCAUCGGUACCGUCAUGUUCGAGCACAUUAUGAAUUUUGCCGAGAAAGACGGGAACUUUGACAGCAUUUUUCUGCAUGUGCAAAUCAACAACGACGGCGCCAUUGAGUUCUACAAGAAAUUCGAGUUCGAGAUCGUCGACACCAAGGAGCAGUACUACAAGCGCAUUGAGCCGGCGGACGCCCAUGUCCUGCAGAAGGCGCUGCGACGCACUGCACCCAACUCUAACAGCUCCGCCAACAACACCACCGCCAACUCGAAUUCCCGCAGUAAAGCCCGCCAGUUUACGUUUGUUUAAGGUUGAGCGGUUUUAAUAUGUAUAACAACCAGACAUGUAGAGGCGGCGAAAACGAUGUAUUCAAUUAGUCCGAUCAUAUCUAUGUGUAAUCAAUAAUUACUAACCCCUGCGCGGGAAUAAAUAGUUCUGUACGGCUCUGGUCAGACCAAAUUCAA
Messenger RNA from Drosophila ficusphila, 838 nucleotides. RefSeq names its product probable N-acetyltransferase san (gene san). Gene Ontology annotation, molecular function: acyltransferase activity, transferring groups other than amino-acyl groups. NCBI's taxonomy places the organism in Eukaryota, Metazoa, Arthropoda, Insecta, Diptera, Drosophilidae. Bases 129 to 683 code for a protein of 184 amino acids. Gene Ontology annotation, cellular component: NatA complex. The transcript has 3 exons. The record is from RefSeq and is a predicted model, not a curated record. Gene Ontology annotation, biological process: mitotic sister chromatid cohesion.